CAGACUCCUGACUCUUCUGAAGAGUUUCAGACCGCUCCAGCACGCUGAGUUUAUUCUCAUCACCUCUGGAAAUACGCUUAGUUUUAAACAAGUUUAUUCAAUUUAAACUUCUUUAGUGCCUUGGGAAAUAACUUUUCCCUGCGGUUUUACCUCUUCGACAUAUUUUAUCGUGGCUCACUUUUAAUACUCGUUAAUCAGCUUUGAAUGCUCAGAGGUUCAUGUAGUCUAGACUUGUAUCUCCCGGAGCGCGCGCUGUACCGCCUAUCUACUUUUCUUUGCCUUGUGUGGAGACUGUCAUGUCAGUGCAAGAGUGAAGCUGUGAGGAGGAUAUCCCGUCUGUGUUUGUGUGUGAGAGAGAGAGAGAGAGAGAGAGAGAGCGAGCGGCCAUGACCCCGAGAGGAAACCGUCCUGUACCGGAGAGCUCUGCUGCGGCUGCCGUGUGCUCGCGCUGCGCCGCUAAAAUCAUGCCUUACUUCAGGGACAACGCAGUGGCUUCACACAACCAGAUCAACCAGCUUAUUAGUGAGAAUUUCCUAACAGUCAAAGGAGCUGCCCUCUUCUUACCCUGUGGAAAUGGCUCCUCACCCUCGUCAGUGCCCCGCAUCACACAGCGGCGCAACAAGCACACAGGUGACCUCCAGCAACACCUGCAAACCAUGUUUACUCUACUGCGGCCAGAGGACACCAUCCGGCUGGCGGUGCGGUUGGAGAGCGCCUACCCUCAAUGUACACGGUAUAUGGUGGUGGUGUCCACCAUUGGAAGGCAGGACACUGAGGAGAGUGUAGUCCUUGGCAUGGACUUCACCAACCCUGAUCGCAAUCAAUGUACAGUUGGUCUGGUCCUACCUCUGUGGAGUGACACUCUGAUUCACUUGGACGGAGAUGGAGGCUUCAGUGUGUCCACUGCCAACAGAGUCCAUAUCUUCAAACCCGUGUCCGUCCAGGCCAUGUGGUCAGCACUGCAGUCCUUACACAAAGCAUGUGAGGUAGCCCGGUGCCAUAAUUACUACCCAGGAAGCCUCUUUUUGACGUGGGUUACUUAUUACCAGACCCAUAUGUCCUCUGAGCAGCACUGCAUCAACGAGUGGAAUGCCAUGCAGGACGUGCAGUCUUAUCGAUCUGACUCACCUGUGCUGUUCACUGACUUGCCAACAGAGAGAGAGCGCACAGAAAGGCUGAUCAAGACUCGUCUGAGAGAGAUCAUGAUGCAGAAGGACCUGGAGAAUGUAACCUCUAAGGAGAUUCGCUCAGAGCUUGAGAUGCAGAUGGUGUGUAACCUACGGGAAUUCAAAGAGUUCAUUGAUAACGAGAUGAUAGUCAUCCUGGGCCAGAUGGACAGCCCCACAGAAAUAUUUGACCAUGUGUACCUGGGUUCGGAGUGGAACGCGUCCAAUUUGGAUGAGCUCCAAAGCAGUGGGGUUCGUUACAUUCUGAAUGUCACACGGGAGAUUGAUAACUUCUUCCCUGGCCUGUUUGAGUACCACAACAUCCGUGUGUAUGAUGAAGAGGCCACUAACCUCUUGGAGUACUGGAAUGAUACCUACAAGUUCAUCUCUAAAGCCAAAAAAGCCGGGGUGAAAUGUCUGGUGCAUUGUAAGAUGGGUGUGAGCCGCUCUGCCUCCACCGUGAUUGCAUAUGCAAUGAAGGAGUACGGCUGGGAUCUGGACCGAGCAUAUGAGCAUGUAAAAGAGAGGCGUGCUGUCACCAAACCCAACCCCUCCUUCAUGAAGCAGCUGGAGGAGUAUCAGGGCAUUCUUCUGGCCAGCAAACAGAGGCAUAAUAAGUUGUGGCGAUCUCACUCAGACAGUGAUCUAACCGAGCAGCAGGAACUUGUGUGUAAGAGCGCACCUACGCUGGGCCGUUCUGACCCACACAACCAGCAACACAAGCCCAAUGGCACGUGCUCUGUAAAUAACGGGCCCCAGACAAUCAACAGCUCACAGCCUGGAACAGAAAACACCCACACCGAGACAUCUACACACCCUACCAGUCAGAAAAACUCAGAGCGGCCAUGCGAGGACCCCUUGCUCCCAACUCUGCCGCGUGCAUGUGCAGCCACUGUAGUGCCUGAGCCCAAAAUGGCAGAAAGCCGCCGUCUCAAAGUGGCAGUGACGGAGCCCAUCGCUCGCCCUCAGCCUCCACCUUCCCUUCAUGCCCUUCCUCGCUCCCCAUCUACCUCUUUCCAUGGACACAAGUCAACGGCUGUGCCUGAGCCAAAAAUACACUCUGAUAAGCUGUCCCUGGAUGUACCCGAUUCUUCUGGGACCCAGAACAUAGCAUUGUGCUCGGAUACUGUGAGUAGUCUUACUGAAACAGGAGCCGAUUUAGCAUCUUCAAGGACUCCCAUGGCUAUUAGUCCUUGUGAAGUUCCCCUUGAGUCGAGCUGUUCCACUAGCAGUAGAUCAGAGAGCUGCAGUAGCGGUGCAACAGAUCAGAGGACGGGCAGCUCUACCACCCUCACCACAGACAGCAUUGACUUCUUCAGUGCUAGAGAGAAGUUCCUGGGCUUGUCUCGGGAUGACCAGACCAACUCACUUCAUGAAGCAGUGACGCCACGCACGGCUCAAUCCCAAAGCCCCAGCCUAUGCCUGGAGGAAUCGAACCCAGCGGCAACCAAGGAGGAUUCCUCCUCUUAUUCAGAAAGCUCCUGUGAAGCUGAAGCCCCUCCCCCAGCAGAGCCUGACCUCAUUCUCAGUGAUAACAGCGUAUCGGUGCGACACAUUGUGUCUGAACUGGAGUCUGUUUCUUCCCCACAGCCUCCAUCUCACAUCCCUGAGCAACCCACACUCCAGGAGCAGCAUGAGGAGAAAGAGGUAGAACAGAAACCGGAGAGACCAUCACUUCCUCCUUCCACCUCCACUCCUCCAUGUGAGCAGCCAGAACGGGAGAUCCCCCUCUCUCACCCUUCUCCUCCUCACUCGGCAGGCGCGGACGAUGCAGACUCUCAGCAGCUUUCUUCUCCACCAGGAGGCACUGAUUCGAUCAAGACAGAAGCAGAAGAGCACGAUGGAGAGGAUGCAAGACCACUGGACGAUGAUGACUCUGGUAUAAUCCCAGACCCAUCUAUCUGCACGGUGGCUGUGUGCUCAAGUCUGGAUCCCAGCUCCUCCUCAUCUUCCCUGCUGUGGCUGGAAAGUGAUGCUGAGGAUGUGACGACAAAGCCACACGACUUGCACAAGAUCCAGGAGACACUGCGGGAGCUGCAAGCCUUCCUGUACGAGGCUGGAGGGACGGAGGCACGCUUCAACUACCGCCCGCAGCUGGAAAACACGCACGGCUCCAGGGAAUCACAGCCUCGGACACCGGCCAUGUGGCAGAAAGCCAUGGAGAUGGAGGCGCGGAUCAGGCAGGCUGGUCUCACUCCACCCUCAUUUAUGAAACGCUCAGCCUCGCUGGCCAAACUUGACCAGCUUGAACUGUCCACGCACGACCUGAACGACUGGGACUUCCGAUCUGAGCUGCCUUCGUCUCCCUCCUCCUCAUCCUCUUCACGUUCGCUCUCCAGUAGCCAUGAUGAGGUCCAUAAGAAGCAGCGCGUUCUACCUCAGACCCUCUCAGAGGCCAACAGAACUGAAAGCUCCUUCCACACCUCAUUUUCCUGCCCGCAGCACAAGCAAGGCAGCAGCACGGGACAGCCCACAGACACCUCGGCCCCGCCCACUGUCUCCGUGUGCACAUGGCAGCAGCAGCACACAAAGCCACACCCUACACGCCGGCCACGCAAAGCAGUGGACAAGAAAAAGACAAUUACUGUGCUGUACAAUACCAUGUGACCCGUAAUGAACCGUCACGGCAGGGAUAUGUGUGCCAUAGUGGUGCUCUGUUAUUAACUUUUGGAUUCAUGAGAUCCAUCUGUAAGCUAAACCUAUGAGCGUAUGCUACUGUAUUUGAUAUGUACUAUGACUGUAUGCAAAAAUCUGCCCCUUUCAAAUAUUACUGCAAAUAAAGGGGCUUGUUUCUCAAAACAUGCACUUUACUAACUUGUUUUUAUUUGUAAUAUUAUUGUUUUUCUCCUUUUUUAAAUUUGGUUUUAUUCCAGGAUUUCCACGAUUAAGUCGGGGGUUUUUUUUGUUGUUGUUGUUGUUGUUGUUUUUUUAAUUUUUUUUUUUGCACUGAUUAUGAAAAGUAGCCUAUCUGUGUGUAUGUAGCUGUGUGUGUUGAUUGGAAAAUGGAGGCAAUAUAAUUUUUUUUUUUUUUUUUUUAAUCCUGUGGCUAUUAAAUAAAUAAAUAUACACUUUUUUUUAUU
Molecule: messenger RNA, 4246 nt
Organism: Ictalurus punctatus (channel catfish)
Lineage: Eukaryota; Metazoa; Chordata; Actinopteri; Siluriformes; Ictaluridae
Gene: ssh2a
Product: slingshot protein phosphatase 2a
Exons: 14
Coding region: 387-3773 (1128 amino acids)
Biological process (GO): negative regulation of actin filament polymerization; protein dephosphorylation; actin cytoskeleton organization
Cellular component (GO): cytoplasm
Molecular function (GO): protein tyrosine/serine/threonine phosphatase activity; actin binding
Source: RefSeq, a predicted model, not a curated record